Molecule: messenger RNA, 2289 nt
Organism: Penicillium olsonii
Lineage: Eukaryota; Fungi; Ascomycota; Eurotiomycetes; Eurotiales; Aspergillaceae
Source: the annotation of a GenBank genome assembly
AUGGCAUCGGAACACACUGUGACCAAGGUCCUGCUGGAGUGGAUCAACAGCUUCUCCCUGGGCAAGACUCUUCGGACUAUCGACGAGCUGACCGAUGGAAUUAUUCUCUGGGAGAUUCUCCAAGACAUCGAUCCCCAAUAUUUCCUCGAGGAGAUCCCAGAGCGCAACGCCUCGGACCAUUGGGUGGCCAAGUGGCAGAAUCUCAAGCACAUCCACAAACUACUGCUCAACUACAUUCGACACCAGAACGAUGAUACCUUGCCCUCCGGCCUCGAUCCUUCCCCCGACCUCGAAUCGAUCGCCGAGAAGGGAUCAGGGAAGGAGACAAACAAGUUGCUGAAGCUUCUCCUGAUCGCAGCCAUCAGCUCCCCUAACGCCGGAACGUACGUGCAGACACUUCAGGAAUUGAGUACUUCGACGCAGGAGGGACUCAAGGAUAUUAUUGAGGAGGCCCACAAUGGACAAUUCGAGCCCAUGGACGCGGCGGACGAGCUGAGAGAGGAUCUGGCCAAACACGAUCGCCCCGUGGAUCUGGAGCUGCAGUUCGAGGAACGCGUCGGCAAGGUCCUAGCCGAGAAUGACCGUCUUACCCACGAGAAAAAAGAGUUGGAGAAGGCUCUGGAGGACUUGCACAACCGCCUGGCCCGUCUCCAGGAGAACAACGACACCUUGCAAAACCGCCUGGCCUCCACCGAGGACCGCUUGGUUACCCUGAAGUCGGGGAAGGGUGACAUUGGGUUCAACGCAAAGGCCUUGGAGAGCAAGACGCGCCAACAGGAUGAUUUGAUCGCUUCCCAGGAAGCUAAGUUGACUGCGGCACAGGACGAAAUAGAUAGCCUCCGCAUGACCGUGGAGUCCUUGCGGGUCAAGAACCAGCGCUAUCAGAAGUUGCAGGAUGACUAUGAUGAACUUCGCACCGAGAAAGACCAGCUCGCGCGCAAGGCAAACGCGGCCGAGAAAUAUCGUCAGAAGCUCCAGGCCAGUCAAGAUUUCGAGAAGGAAAACCAGACCCUUAAGAAUCAGAUCAAAGAUAUCCAGCAACAGCUGAAGGAUUCCGACUCACAGCAACGAUGGUCUGCCGAACGCGAUGUGGAACUAGAGGAAUAUCGCAAGCUGCUACCGCAGGUCGAGCAGGAGUGCAAUGAGAUUCAGAACUUGAAGAAACAGCUCGAGUUCAACAACCACGCCCUGACAGAGCGGCUAGAAAGUGCAGACGAGCAACACGAGAGAGACGACGCGCUGAUCAGUGAGCUGCGUGAACGCCUAGGCGAGAUUGAUGGCUUGCCAGGGAGCCCAUCUCCUGGCUCUGAAACGUCGAAGAUGCAAGGGACUUUACACAAGGACUUUGAGGCAAUCGGCGUGAAAGAGUCCCAACUCAAAUCCGAGAACGACGACCUGAAAAGGGAAAUGGAAUCUGUCAAACCCCCUUCUGCACCCGGCUCUCAUACUGGAGGCUUUUCUGAAAGCUUCGCUGCAUCUGUGCAGCUGGCACGCUCUGGAUCCUCGCAAAGCGAUGACUACUGGAAACUAUACGAGAAUUAUACUAGCGCACUCCAGAAAAUUGCAGAAGUGCAAGACACCUUGGAAACAACCAAGAAAGACCUUUCCGACACACAAGCCGAGCUUGGUCUUGUGAAUAUGGAACAGGUCGAGAUGCUCAAAGGACUCGAGGAACACACCUCGACUGAGCUCACGAAGAUACGGGGUGAUUGGGAGAGCCUGACACAUAACGUUCACCACCUGGAGGCUGAAGUGGACGCUAGCCAGACGUUGGUGCGUGAGGUUUGUGCAGAACGCGAAGAAUUGCGUAAGAUGCUUGACAACAAGCAAAGCGAGAUCAGUUCCGAAGACCAGGAAGUGAUGAAAGAGAUGCAAAUGCUUCUGGGCGAGUUCGAGAUCCACAACGGUGAGGGCGAAGAAGUACCGCAGAAGUCCAGCUUUGAGCUUCUGAAACAGUGCGCUGGAGUUCUGGAGAAGAACGUUGAACGGCUCGCCCAACGAGCAGAGUAUAUCCAGCAACAGAAUGAGCUCGUCAAGUCGCUUCGUGAGCGUAUGAAGAAUUACGAAGAGAACCUAGAUGACGGCAUCCCCAAAGAGCGCGAGGUUGAACUUCAGAACAUCAUUGAUAACCAAGCUCGGGAACUCAGCCUGGUGGGCUCAGCCUGGUAUCAUCUGCAAAGCCGUUGGCAGAACAACAACAUGACUGUGUCGCGAUACCGACAUGGCAGCAGCACAGGAGACUCCAAGGGCUGGCUGGCAAAGCAAAGAAAUGCUGUCGCUGGUCAGUAG